AUGCUGCUGCUACUCCUUGCAACUUCAGCAUUCCUCCAGCUGACUGAGGGCGUGGACAUCACUCAGGAGUGGACCAAGUACUAUUCGGCUACCGGGGCCGAGGUUCUGCUACGCUCCAUGGUUCCCUACGACCACGAUGAAAGCUACUUCGUGUGCGGGUACGGCGCAGGCUCCUUCGUUGAUAAUUCUACGCAAGUCGGAAUGAUUGAUGCAAUCCUCGCCAAACUUGAUGCAUCCGGAAACCUUCUCUGGAGCCAUCAAUUUGGCACGACCGACGACGACUAUGCGGAGAGUGUGGCAGUGAGGCACAACCGUAUCUACGUCGUGGGAAACACCCGCGGCGUCAUGCCAGGGCAAGAGAAUGCUGGUUGGGCCGACGGUUUCAUAAAGGCUUUUGACAUCUCGGGCAAUGAGGCGUGGACUAUUCAGUUCGGAUCCAACCAGGAUGAUUAUCCACGAGUUGUGAAGACAAGCCACGUCGGUCAUGUGGUGGUGGCCGGCUACACCUACGGAGGGCUUUACAGCAGAGUCACUGCUGGAGCUGGCGACAUGUUCGUCGUCAUGUACGCCUCGAACGGAAACCGGAUCUGGCGUGCACAGAGAGGAAGUAGUGGAAACGAAUUCGCCUGGGCCAUGGAUCUUGACACCAGCCAGGAUGUGUAUAUUGCUGGGGACACCACCGGUAAUCUGGACGGUCAGACAUUGGUUGGAAGCGAGGAUAUGUUCCUGAUGAAGUUCCGUGGUAAUGACGGCACGUGGCUGUGGACCAUUACAAAAGGAGGCACUGCCAGUGAUCGUGGUCGGGCUUUGUGGGUGUCCAGCCAGAUUUUCCUCCUGGUUGACACCAAAAGCACGCUCUAUGGCUCGGAGGUCUCCAACUCGACCUGGGAUGUUGCCCUCAUCAAGUACGAUCUCGAUGGAAAUGAGAUCUCCGGGGCGCAGGUGGGCAGUGCCAGCGAGAUCUAUGGGUACGACCUAAAGCCAGGAUUUGCGGGAGGUUGGUUCGCAGCAGCACGCUUGAAUCCCACUUCCGAAUCGGUUCCGACACACUUUGCAGUGCUCAAGUUCGAUGAAAGCUUAGCACAUGAGUAUACCUUCUCGGCCGGAUGCACUGAUGGAACGUCUCUCGGAUGGGUGGUGGAGCCUCAUUGGAACUACCCUCUCAUGGCCGCUGGCUAUACGAAUUGUGCCCUUGCACCCGGUUCGGAUGGGCCUACCGAUGGCAACUACGACAUGUUUCUGACGAAGUUCGUGCCAGGCUCACCCACCACAAGCACCACCACGGCGGCAGGAGAUUCUAGCACCAGCACGGGGGACGGAACCACGGUCUCUUCAGACAAUACGGAUGGUUCGCAGGCGCCAGGCAAUGCCACAAGCACUCUGCCUGAUGGCAUCUCAACCGAUUCCUCAAUUUCGGCUUUUGCGGGCGGCGUAGUUCUUUUUCUCUUGGCGUCGCAGGUGUGA
Molecule: messenger RNA, 1464 nt
Organism: Symbiodinium sp. CCMP2456
Lineage: Eukaryota; Dinophyceae; Suessiales; Symbiodiniaceae
Source: the annotation of a GenBank genome assembly